Messenger RNA from Gekko japonicus, 2925 nucleotides. RefSeq names its product KIT proto-oncogene receptor tyrosine kinase (gene KIT). NCBI's taxonomy places the organism in Eukaryota, Metazoa, Chordata, Lepidosauria, Squamata, Gekkonidae. Gene Ontology annotation, molecular function: transmembrane receptor protein tyrosine kinase activity; cytokine binding; ATP binding. The transcript is spliced from 20 exons. Gene Ontology annotation, biological process: Kit signaling pathway; positive regulation of MAP kinase activity; positive regulation of cell migration. Gene Ontology annotation, cellular component: signaling receptor complex. The record is from RefSeq and is a predicted model, not a curated record. Bases 1 to 2715 code for a protein of 904 amino acids.
AUGCUGGUGGUGGGGCCCGGUGCGGAGCGGAGCGGCAGCAGAGCCGCUUUGGCCAAGCUGGACAAUGACAGGGCGGGCGAUGGAGGGGCAGCCUCCUGCUGUGGCACAAAACCUUCUAUUAUUCCCGCAACACCAACUUUGGUUGUGAAUAGUGGGGAAGAAUUAAAGUUGUUGUGUAAUGAUGAUGGCCCGGUGACAUGGGAUUUUCAGAACGCGGACCCAUCGGGAAUGCCAAAGAGUUCAGGAAAAAAGGAGCUAUUCAUACCUAAUGCAAGAGCCAGAGACACAGGAACAUACAUAUGCAAAAACAAAGAGAGCUUGAACAGCUCCAUUUAUGUUUUUGUUAAAGACCCGCAGCACCUGUUCCUUUUUGAGAGCUCUGUCUUCGCAAACGAAGAUGAUGAUGGUCUUAUUCCUUGUGCAGUGACUGAUCCAGAUGUUUCAAACUUCACUUUGAAGAAAUGUGGUGGAAAACCUCUGCCUGAGAAUAUGGUGAUAAUUCCAGAUCCUCAGAAAGGAAUUACAGUAAAAAACGUGCAGAGGUCGUUUCAUGGCUGUUACCAGUGUGUGGUGCUGCAAAAUGGAGUUGAGAGAAUGUCAGGACAAAUUUUCCUUAUUGUGAGAGCAGUUCACAAAUCCCUUCCAGCCAUCACCUUAUCCAAAGCAAACCAGCUUCUCAAAGAAGGUGAAGAAUUUAAAGUUACGUGUACAAUCAGGGACGUAGAUAGCACUCUGCAAGCUGAUUGGAUUUUUCAAAGCAAAGCGAAUGUUUCAAGAAAAAGCAAGAAUAUAGGUAAUUUUGAAUAUGAACAAAAAUUAACGUUGAACAUCCGUUCAGUGGGAGUGAAUGAUUCUGGAGUGUUCCUGUGCCAAGGAAGAAACCAUUUCGGAACAUCCAAUGCCACUAUAACCUUGAAAGUACUAGGUAAAGGAUAUGUCAGUUUAUCAGCUACAACAAACACAACGGUAAAUGUCAAUGAUGGAGAAAAUCUGGAUUUAGCAGUGGUGUAUGAAGCAUAUCCAAAACCAGAGGAAGAAGUAUGGAUGUAUAUGAAUGAAACUCUGCAAAAUUCAUCUGACCAUUAUGUCCAAAUCACCAGUAUAGACAAAAUCAGAUAUUCCAGCAAGCUUCACCUUACUCGACUGAAGGGAACAGAAGGAGGUGUUUACACGUUUUUGGUGUCUAAUUCAGAUGCCACCUCGUCUGUAGCAUUUAAUGUCUAUGUGAACACCAAACCAGAGAUUCUCUCUUUGGACAGGCUUAGCAAUGGCAUGUUCCACUGUGUAGCAGCUGGGUAUCCUGCACCUACAAUAGACUGGUACUUCUGCCCGCCAGCUGAGCCAAGGUGUUCAGAUUCAGCCAAAAUAUCUCCAGUGGAUGUGAAGCCCAAUCAUAGCACUUCCCCCCUCCCUUCUUUUGGAAGGAUAGUGGUCGCAAGCACCCUGGAUGCCAGCCGGUUCAAGAACAACGGCACCAUCAAAUGCGAUGCUUCCAAUGACGUUGCCAGCAGCUCUAAUUUUUUCAACUUUGCCAUUAAAGAACAAAUCAGUACCCACACCCUUUUCACUCCUUUGUUGAUUGGCUUUGGGGUAGCAGCAGGAACAAUGUGCAUCACCGUUAUGGUUCUUAUGUACAAAUAUCUCCAGAAACCCAAGUAUGAAGUUCAGUGGAAAGUGGUUGACGAAAUAAAUGGAAACAACUACGUUUACAUAGACCCUACGCAACUGCCAUAUGACGACAAGUGGGAGUUUCCUAGGAACCGGCUAAGCUUUGGCAAAAUUCUUGGAGCCGGAGCUUUUGGGAAAGUCGUCGAAGCCACUGCCUAUGGUCUGUCCAAACCAGAUGGGGCAAUCAGAGUUGCUGUAAAAAUGCUCAAACCCAGUGCCCAUUUCACUGAAAAAGAAGCCUUGAUGUCAGAACUGAAAGUGUUAAGUUACCUUGGCAACCACAUCAACAUUGUGAAUCUGCUUGGAGCUUGCACUGUUGGAGGUCCCACUUUGGUCAUCACGGAAUACUGCUGCUAUGGUGACCUUUUGAAUUUUCUGAGAAGGAAACGUGAUUCCUUUAUUUUUCCCAAGCACGAAGAGACAGCUGUUUACAAGAACCUGCUUUAUCAAAACGAACGCAUGUGCGAUGGCAUCAAUGAAUACAUGGACAUGAAACCGGGAGUUUCUCAGAUCAUCCAUGCCAAAACAACCUCAAGACAUCCAGGGAGGCCAGGAUCACUUGCUAAUCAGGACAUCACUGUAGCCAUUUUAGAAGAUGAUGAACUGGCUCUGGAUAUUGAAGAUCUGAUAAGUUUUUCUCACCAAGUUGCAAUGGGCAUGAGCUUCCUUGCCUCUAAAAAUUGCAUUCAUAGGGACCUGGCAGCAAGGAACAUUCUCCUUACUCACGGUCGCAUAACAAAGAUCUGUGACUUUGGCCUGGCAAGAGACAUCAGGAAUGACUCAAAUUACGUGGUCAAAGGAAAUCCCUCUGAGCUGUAUGAGAUAAUGAAGAGUUGCUGGGAUGUGGAUCCUGUAAAGAGGCCCACCUUUAAGCAAAUUGUACAGCUGAUUGAACAGCAGAUUUCAGAUACCACAAACCAUACUUAUUCAAAUGUUACAAGUAACAUUUGCAGUCAGGCUAAUGGCACCGAUCACUCAGUGCGAAUUAACUCGGUGGGCAGCAACGCUUCAUCGAAUCAGUCCCUACUCAUGCAUGAGGAAGCCUGAAGACCAACUCUGCUAGCCUGAAUGGAGAAUCUACUGUUAACUUUUACGUAUUUCGACAGAAUGACUACUUGUUGUUCUCAUUUUAUAUACUACUCAACCAAGGAUAGAAGGAAUACCGUAGUACUUUUCUUUCUCUCUGUGUUUUAAUUUUAAAUCACAGCCUGCUUAGAAACAAAAGCAGAUCUGCCCACCAUAGUUAUAGUGUCGUUG